Messenger RNA from Neodiprion fabricii, 11800 nucleotides. RefSeq lists its product as uncharacterized. The record is from RefSeq and is a predicted model, not a curated record. The coding region runs from base 391 to 10788 and encodes 3465 amino acids. The transcript has 9 exons. NCBI's taxonomy places the organism in Eukaryota, Metazoa, Arthropoda, Insecta, Hymenoptera, Diprionidae.
AUUGCAGUGAAACGACGUAUCUCUAAGCGUCAAGCGUCAAAUAAUGAGCAGUUAAAUUUCGUACUGAGUUUACACUGGUCAUUUAUAAAAUUGACAUUGUUGAGUGAAAAAUAAAUGUUGAAGCAUAAGAGAUUCUCGUAAGAAUAGGCAAAGUGAUGUUUGGAUCCAAGAAACUGCCAAAUACUCUGGGCCUGAAAUAUGAAACCGUAAACUUUAUUAUUUGAAACUGAAAGUGUGGUUAUAUUUUUUUUUAGUAAUGCGUACAAAUAGUAUCGAAUAAAAAAAAAGGUUUUUACACAUGAAUUUAAAAAACUGAAUAACUAACCUAAUACUCAAAAAAACAUGUAUGGAAAACAAAUGUAGCAGUUUGGUUAUCCUGCAAGUUGAACGAUGUCCGAGGAUUCAAAAAUGGGCCUCUUUGGCUCUAAAGAUGAUCAUAAAGAAUCAACGUCAGCUGACACCACCAAACAAGAUUCAGCGGUCCGUUAUGCCCCGUACUGUAUAGACAGCGAUUCUGAAACAUACGAUACAGAAGCACUGAGUAUAAUGGAUAUCAAUGAUAUAAUAGGUGUGCAAACAGAACAAGCGGUUGAGUCUACGCUGGAAAGUGAAAUAGCUGCUCUUUCAGAAAUUAUUACUGACUGCAAGCGUGAAACAAGCUCUGCUGCAACUAAUGAAGCCCCUGGAGAAAGUUCAGAUAUUAAAUUUACUGAAGAACUUUUCACUCAACUGACAUCACUGUCACCAGCUGAACAGCCAAGUUCAAGCCUCAUCGAAGAAAGUUGUAUAAAAGAUUUGAGAGUGGAUGAGCCGCCAGAAGAAAAUAUCGCCCAUAGAAAAAUUAGCAAUAAGUCUGCUUCCGAUGAAAACUCUCCAGAUGUUAUAAAAGCUGAAGAUUUAUCGUUCAAAAACAUUUUAGAAGACAAAGUUGUUGUCGAAACGGAUGUUCACGUUACUACUAAAACUGAAGAUGUUACGCCAACUUUGGAUGAACUAAGUAACGAGUGUGAACAAACAAAAGCAGAGCCCACACCGAAGACUGAGAAUGCAGGUGCACCUUCACUCUGCUCCGCUACUCAUGCUAUAAACAAAUUUGACGAAGAUUUUCAAAAUAACAUAUCUCGUAUAAAGGAACAAAAAGCUAGCGACAUCGACAGUAUAAAAUUUGAUUGUGUAAUUGAAACUGUAAACCCUGUGGGGGAGAUUGUUAGCACACCUCUUCCUGAAAUUGCAACAAAGCCAUCAGAGAUAUCUUCACCUAGUAUUCAAAUAAAUUUAAAUGAUGAAAAAAAUGACAAGCAUACAGACCCAUUGGAAUGUGAUGAUAAUGUUGCAGUGCCUGUUGAAAAUCCAGAGACUGAUACCUGUACCAUAGUGAAAAGUGAGGGUUGCGUUGCAAAUACUGAAUUAGAGAGCAAAAUAGCCUCUGAUGAUUCCAUGGAUAAAAAGCUAUCAGAUGUACUUACAAAUGUGGGAAGUAUUUCUAAGAGUCUACAACUCAUUGGGGAAGCUUACAUUUCUGAAGACUCUCAGGAAACUGACGACAAAGAUGAAUUGCCUGCUAUCACAGAUGUUCGUCUUCCAUCAUCCGUUAUAGAAGAACAAAAAACUAUGCAAGUUAUCGAGCCUGAGCAGGAAGUCAGCUCUAGAGAUGUUUUAACAGAAACUUCGCACAACGAAACCGAACUGCGUGAUUACUCCGAUAUACCAACAAGUACUUCUACAAAAUUUACUACAAUUGGUCAAGAAUGUAAGUCAUUGGACGACAAAGAAAAUCCUGGUAACACGCAUAAGAUUUUGGCUGGUCUACAAGAUAACACAAAAAACAAUGAUUUACAUCAAAUCAUCGAAUCACAAGUAAUUGUGAAUCUUAUUGAUGAUUAUGCUAAUGAACAGGAAAAACGAGCAGAAACAAAUGUGCAUAGUCAGGAAAAUACAGAGAAAAGUAGUCAGUUUUGCAAAAUAUCUUUAUUGCCAGAUUCAAGUAUUAUUGACGAUACGAGUAAUCCAUUGCAAACGACUACUGCGUCGGUACAAGAAUUGAUCGACUCAGAAAAAAAACGUUUGCAAGAAACUCCAUAUGUGGAAGAUAAGUCGUUGGAGUCUGAACUUGAAACAAUUGAGGAUCCGACAGGGAAUAAGAUCCUGAAGCUAGCAACAAGUAGCAGUCCAGAUGGGGUUGAAAAGAUUCCCAUAGAUGUUCAAUUGAUUGACGAAGCAGUGGAACCUUAUGAAACUAAUAUCACAUCAUUGGACUCGAGUGCAAAGAUAGUCCUGCCAAUGGAAAACUUAUCUGUACAAAAUCCCAAACCAAUCAAGGUGUCAGAGACGUCAUCUACCAUCAUAUCGACAUAUCCAGAGGUUGGAUCAAAAAAUGCAACACAAGUUGAAUUGGAAAUGAAGUUUGAACACACAGAAAUUGAAAAAGAAAUCAUACUCCCUGAACCCACAUCGGAUAAUAAUAGCGAAUUGAGUAGUUCGCAAAGUCUUGGAACAUCGUUAUCAAGUUCAGAACAUUCACAUACUGCUGAUAAUUUUGUCAAACAUUUUUCUGAAACCUCCACUUCACCUGUAGAAGUUAGUCAAGAUUUACAUAGUGAAGAUGACCAAAGUGUUGAUGCUACGGCACCUGAAAAAACAGUCUUGACAAAUGAAGAAUGCAGGGAAAUAUUGGAAGUUGAAGAACUUCCAGAGACAAUAGAAGAGAAAACAACAAAACAAGUGGUAGCUGAUACGAAAAUUUUUGAGGGUAUUGCUCCAAUCAUACAAUCUGUAGAGAACAAAGAAAAGGAAUAUGAAGAUGAACCCAGUAGCACAUCCAAGAACACUUCAAGCAUUGAAGAAGACGGAGAAACAGUUGAGGUUGAACCAUGUGCAACUGAAAAAGAUGGUCAAAUACAGCAAACAUUGACGGAAAAUACAUCACCAAUUACUCAAGAAAGCCAAAUAGAGUUAAAAAAUAACAUAUCGGCAACUGAGCAUGACAUAUCAGUUGAUUCGAACAAGGAGAAGCCAGAGGAAAUAGAAGAUUCGAAUACAAACUUAACGCAGUCAGGAGAUGAAAACUGUACAGAAAUCAAAAUUCCGUCAUGUGAUAUUGUGGAAGCAAAUGAGGUGCAAAAGUUACAAUCAUCCCAGGAAUUUAGUCAAGCUGAAAAAACAAAUUUUGUCGAAGCAAAAGUUGACGCUGUUAUCUCACAGAUAAAUGAGGAAAACUUGAUUUCACAAAGAGAUUGUUCUCCAGAAGUGAAAAAUUCUGAUCUUCUUGAUGCUAAUUUAAAAGAUAGUAAAGGUGACGUAGAGCCACAAGCUGGUUCUGAAAUCAUUGACAUAGUAAUGGAAAAUGCACCAGACUCAAAAGUAGAAAUAUCUGAAGAUAUUAAUGAAUUAAACGUUGAAAUAUCAAACUUGGAGAGUGUUGACUGCAAAGGUGACUCCUAUCAACCAGAGGUUACUGACGAAUCACUCAACAUCAGUCAGGUUGUCGAAGCAAAAACAGUGGAUUCUACCAUAUCUAUCUGUUCGAAAAUUUGCCAAGAUGAUGUUCCAACAAAACAAGUCUAUAAGGAAUCUCAUCAAUCAGAAGAAACUGAAUCAAUCGCUGUAUUGCCAAUUGAUACAGAAAAUAAACAGAUAAAAGAUACAUCUGACAAAUAUGAAGCAGAGAUCGCAGAAAUUGAAAAUAUUAAAGAGUCAUGUAGUGAGAUCGUUAUUGCGAGCGUAGUAUCACUUGCAGAUUGGGAAAAUGCCUCAGAAACUAGUACAAUGCAGGAUUGGCCUGAAAUUGCCGGCUGCUCAGAAUUAGGUCCUGAGCAUAAUAAAUGUGAGAGCAAAGUAAAUAUUAAAUCAAAAAAAGAACAAAGUGAUAACUUGAAUGUUCCUCAAAUACAGCAGGAAGCAAUUAAUAGUUCUGAAACUUCAUUAAGAGAUGACGAUGUACAGUGUCAAGAGUUAUCUCCUACCAUAACGCUUCAAAAACUGGACAGCCCUGAAAUUCAGGGUGAAAAAUCUCAGACUCAGUCUGAAGCUGAACUGAUUAUUAGUAAAUCUGUGGAUGCUCUUUCGAGUGAUGAAUUAGUUGAGGACUCAAGCCAAACACAAUCCAAAGUUAACUUAAUUUUAACAGAACAUCCAGUAGAUCAAAUUUGUGACUCGCAAAUUAGCAUACAAGAAAUACAAGCAAUUGACAGCAUAUCUGAACUUUCAGAAAAUGAGUCAAAAUUAUUAGAAAACGAACAGAAACUUGAAGAAGACUUAAUUCCAACAAAACAUAUCAAGGCCAGCUAUCCUGAGGUCACAACUGGUAUUCCUUGCUCCAUUGAAGAUUCGAAAUCAAAUCAAAUUUUGGACAGAAAUCUACAAGGUAUUGAAUCUGAAGGAAAUGUAUUUAAGGUGAUACCUGAAUCUGUUUCAGAUACCCUGCAGUCUACUGAUUUAAUAGAAUAUGAACAGAAGGUGAACGAAGAUUUAAAAUGUGAGCCUAUUGAAGAAUUGGAUAAAUUGACAGCAGUGGCUGAUGAAAUUUUGAUUGAUGAGUUAGCUGAUUCUGUAUUAAAAGAUGACCUACAACCCUUGGAAAACUUCAACAAUUUGGAAAUAUUACCCGAUAGCAAUUUAUCUCCAUCAUCUAUUGUGAGUUCUGAUCCAUUAAGAAUCGAACAAGUAGAAACAGACGAAUUUUCUGGAAUAAAAGAUCAAUCUGUAUCAUUGCUAGAAGAAAUGAACAAAACAUGUUUCAUUGAAGAUUCGAGUCAAACAUCAAGUGUAUCACAUGAAGCUAAUUAUAUAACUGAUGUUAUCAUAAGUUCAACAAACAUUGAAAAUAUACAGCUCGCAGAUAAUAUACAAGAAAGGAAUGAUGAAAAUAUUAAUGCUGAUGAGUUCAAAGAAGACAACGGACAAGAGCUAAAAGCUAGUAACAGUUCCAUUCCCAAAGAUAUUUCAUCUGUCGAUCAAAGUAUGGCAAGUAUAAGUGGAGCAUGUAAAACAAAAGAUGAAGAAAAUCUGAAUGUAGACAAAGGUAUUGAAAUAAGUUUACCAUUGAAACAAGAAGAGGAAAAAUUGAUUGAAUGUGCAGUGCUACGAGCAUGUGAUGUCAAAAUUGAUCUACCAGACGAGGUAUUGUUUGAUACUGACGAUGCAGCAGAAUCUGAAGUUCUUUGCCAUACGUCAGAAGACAAUGUUGAUACCUCACAACAAAGUUCAGAAAUUUCUGAAUUAGAAUGUGCUGUAAAAUUCUUACAAGAAUCUGAGGAGCAAACAAUAGAUUCUCCACUACUCUUGUCACCUAAAAUAACUGAAGACAUUGUAGAAGAGAAUUCGGAACAGAAUAAGUCUUGUGUGUUUUUGUCAGAAACAGAAGUUUGUCAGGGUACUUUGGAACUACCUGUAGAAUUGGAACAAAUUAAGCCAAAUUCAAUAGCUAUAUCAGAAGCAGAAAUUAUUUCUGAGGCAGCCAAGUUGGAAAAUGAACGCAAGUUGAAAAUAGCUGCAGAAUUGAGUAAAACUUCGGAAAGUACUUUGAAAUUGGAUGUUACUGAAAAUCUUGUAUCAGAAAAUAAUUCAGAGAUGCUGAAAAAUCUUCUGACAGUAGCGGAGACCCCCAGUUGGAGCGACAGAUCAGGUGAAAGUCUUGCAUCGACUUCGGAAAAAUUUGCUGAUUGCCAAAUCCUGGAAUUACCGGAAAAUAAUAUUAGAAGAUCGGAGAAGAUGCCUAAGAUUUCAAUUCUAGAAGAGAGAUUGAAAGUACCACCCAAAAUAGAAAUACCAUCUAACGAAAUAACUCCGAGAAUAUUAGAUACACCUACAACUCCGAAAACAAGUUUGCUUAUUCAAAGGGAUUCAAAGGUAGACUCUAAAAGUAUGUAUCAAAAAAUGCUUGAAUCUCCAAUAGGUGGAGACAAAAACGAGCCGAGAAUUGCAGACACUCCAAGAAAAGAUUCUGAGAAACAUGAUUUCGAAAAUGUUGGUUCCCCACGAAUAAUUUUGAAAAUAGCAAAGUCUGCUAUCGCUGAUUGCAGUGAGCCGAGAUCACCCAAAAGUCCCAAGAUACGAUCAGCAGCAAACUCUCCGAACCCAGAAGAUAGCCCUGGUCAAAAAUUGGGUAAAAUUAAGUUGAAAUUAUCAAAAGGUGGUCAUCCUUCGAUAAUUUCUAAUGAUAAUUAUGAUGAGAGUACACAGCGUCACACGGAUGCAAUGCUAUCCCCAUCUCAUAUUGGUAUGAAAAUUAAAUUAUCGAAAUCAGGCGAUGCUUCAAUCAUUCAACCUGAUAAAUAUGACUUAACUGACGAGGUUAAAGAAAGUAAACACAAGUUUGAUGAGGUUUUACCAAAACGAAUUGAGUCCUCACUGGGUAUGAAAAUAAAACUUUCGAAAACUGGGGGUCCAUCUAUAGUACAGCAUGAAUCAAAAGAAUUGACCCCCAAACGUAACAAAGAAAAAAUUGAUAGUGGACAAGAUGUUCCAAAAAGAACAGAUUCUCCAAUAGGAAUGAAAAUCAAAUUGUCUAAAAGUGGCGAUGCCUCGAUAGUACAACCAGAGAAACAAGAAGUUUCAGAUGAAUGCGUGUAUAGAGACAAAUGUGAAACUCAAACUGAGAUUCCAAAACGAACAGAAUCUCCAAUUGGUAUGAAAAUCAAAUUAUCGAAGAGCGGUGAUGCAUCUAUAAUAUCGACAGAAAGUUGCGAGGAAUCGAAAGAUUCUUCAUCAAAAUCCAGAGAUAAAUUGAGUUCUAAUCAAGAUCAUCCAAAACGAACGGAUUCCCCUCUGGGGAUGAAAUUUAAACUUUCGAAGUCUGGGGGAGCCUCUAUUAUACAACCAGAAAAAUCUGAAACAGCGGAAGAAUUCAAAGAAGCCAGAGACGAAAUAGAAAAUAUUGCAGCUAUAACAAGGCGGGUCGAAUCUCCGAUUGGUAUGAAAAUCAAAUUAUCAAAAACUGGAGAUGCAUCAAUCAUUCAUCCCGAUAAACAAGAAUCUGACGAGAAUAAAGAACUAAUAGCAACGAAAUAUAGAGAGAAAUCGGAGGUACAGGAAAUCCAGAAACGAACAGACUCUCCUAUUGGAAUGAGAAUUAAAGUAACGAAAAGUGGCGAAGCUACUGUAAUGCCUUUAGAAAUUCCACAAGAGUAUCAAGAAUCGUCACUGCCGGAUGCUGAGAUCUACGAAACGGCGUAUGAAGUUACAAAACCAAAUGAAUCUCCCAUAGGCAUGAAAAUCAAAUUAUCGAAGUCUGGUGAUGCAUCGAUCAUACACCCAGAAAAACAAGAAUUUCUCAACGAACCUAAGGAUAAUGUCGCGGGCCGAGUACAUCCGUCAAUUUGCCAAGAAGGAUCUAAGUCCUUGGAGUCUCCACUUGGAAUGAAGAUCAAGUUAUCAAAAACUGGAGAUGCUUCUAUAAUACAUUCUGAAGUUUCUCCAGAGUCCAAGGAGGCCCACCUAAAACGUGCAGAAAAAUAUCAUACUUCGCUAGAAGGUCCCAAAAGAACAGAAUCUCCUCUCGGGAUGAAAAUAAAAUUAUCCAAAACAGGAGAUGCAUCUAUAAUAGAGCCUGACAAAAAAGAAAAAACCGCAAUGAAGCAGAAAGAAAAAUUGUCAAACAUUCACGAAGUUUCACAAAAGCGCAAGGAAAUGGAGUUUCCAAUAGAAAUGAAGAUUAAAUUGUCAAAGACAGGGCAUCCUACCAUAAUUGCUAAUGAAAAACAAGAUUCUUUCGGCGAAAUGCCUUCAAAAAGUCAAGAUCAUUCCGAAAGUAUUCCAGGCACACAUUACAAGCGUACAGAACCAACAUCUCCCACUAAGGAUUCUCAGAUGAGGAUUUUUAAAACUGGUCAUUCAAGCAUCAUACACGGUAAUCGGUCUGAAUUGACAAUUGAACCGAUUCAAAUGCUUCAUAAAAAAGUAGACAAUGUCAUGGAAGUUCCAUCAAAAUGUCAAGAUGUUACUAUUUCCUCGGUGGAUGUAAAAAAAAGUAAACUAGAAGCUAAAUUGUCGCAUAGAUUACCUGAAGUUACAAUUCAACCAGUUAUGUCUGGAGAACAAAAGCAGAUGAUGUUAGACAAAAAAACGAGUGCAAUUAGCCGACAACAAAUGAGUGUGAUUAAUCAAGAAAUAAGUAUCACUCAUGUUUCAUCUCCUAAACCCACUGAUCUAUCAAUGAGUGGAAAAUUGAAAGAGAUCUUACGCAAAAGUGCAGCUAGCUCUCCGCCGAAUUCGGAUUGUGAAAUUAUUGAGCAUCGGCCAGAGUUAAUUAUUGUUAAUGAAAACUCCAAUUCAAGUCAGGAUGUUAUGAUAAUAGAAGAAGUCAAGGUAGCGGCACAAGAAGUCAAGGUACCUAGAAAACGAGGCAGACCGAAAAGAUCAACGUUACCACCUGGGCAACCACUGAUGCGACAAAUUAUUCCACAAGACCCAUUGGCUUUAGACAAUAUGCCACAUCCACUUGGAAUUGACCAUAGAGAGAGCGACCGUCCGAAACGAACUUGCAGGAGUCAAAAGAGUUAUGCUCCGCCAAAAAGAGGUAGAGGAAGAGGAAGAGGAAAGCGAAAAAUGGACAGAAUAGAUUGUGCUAUUGGGAAAAUACCUCGACUGGAGGAUCCGUUAACUGAAAUUGAAAGAUCAACAAUGAGCUUAAUAGACCCGUUUCAGCAAAGAGUUAUUCCAGCAGUUAUGGCACAGACAUCGGAACUAUACAGAGCUUUGAAACAGAGUCCAACAGAUCGCAAGAGAUUAUUAUCCGAAACGAUAGUAAAGCAAGGCUUUUCAGAGCCACAGAAAAAACUAAGACUUCAAACCGAAGCUGUGAAACAAUUAUCUGCGGUGUUGCCUCUGGAACCUAUACCUCAAGCACGCAUGAUGGUUCAAUCAAAUGUCAAUACAUCAGAUUCAACAGCUGUCAUGAUAUCUGAAAUAUUGCAGCGCUCCGAGACCAUUACCGCAGAGCUGAAUACUGAUCAGUUAAUUGAGGGACCAAAAUCUGCCAUUCACGAAAGCAAAAACAUUAUUGUAGACAUGACAACAACUGAGCAUCAAAAUUGGUUAACACCUUCGAUAAAACUACCCGAAACAAGUAGCAAAAGUGAAGCAAUUUCAAUAGUACAGGUGAUGGAUGAAGAAACCCGAAUGAGUGCAGAGUCCAAUUCGCGAUCGCAAACACCAGCUAGAAACAUCUCCAUACCUGUUGUAGAAACUGUAAUCAAUGAGGAAUCUCAAGGCAGCGUGCUGAGCACUGCCACUACAGAAUCUGAAAAAGUUAAAGUGAAGAAUCGAAGAAUGGAAAUAAACUUUGAUCCUGACGAAGGACCGUUUACUGUUGACAAAAUUGCUGAAUAUGAAUGGCCUCUUGAUAAAAAAGGAGAAACAUUUAUGAUACAGGAACAAAUUUCACAAUACUUGGGAGUGAAGUCAUUUAAACGAAAGUACCCGGAUUUGAAGCGUAGAAUGGUAGAAAUGGAGGAAAGAAAUUACCUCAGAGAAAAUUGUUUAGUGAGUGAAGCUAUGUGCGAUAUGGGACUCACAGCAAUAUGCAGUACGGAAGUGUUAGAUGUCAUGUGCAGCGAUUUUCCAGAUCAGUAUGAAGAGUACCGUAAGCAUAUGCGAGAAAAACAAGCUAAAGAACAUUCAAAGAAGCAAAAAGAACUAACAGCUGCUGCAAAUGCGGAACGAAAUCGCAUAGAUCUUGCAGAAAUGGCUGUACAGUCAGCGUUAUCUUGGAACGUUAAUUUCAAUAAAGCUCGAAAAGAGUCUAGAAAGUAUAGCUUAGAUUUACAAAGUUUCACCAUCCACGUACCUAAAAAACAACAAAAAGUUGACACGGAACGUAAAGUUAGUAACUAUCCUGUGGCUCUGAUACCUGGACAAUACACAGAUUAUUAUAGAGAAUAUACACCUGCUGAAUUGAGGUAUUACCCAUUGAAUACUGUUCUUUAUGGUCCGAUGAAACCUAAUGAACGUAAGUUUGACAGUCAAUCUGAGGGAUCACAGAGUGACAGCGAUAGCGAUUCAUCCUCUGAUGACUCUAGCUCAUCAUCUAGCGAAGGAACGCAGGACACAGAAGAAUCCCAAUCGACGAUCGAUGAAGUUGAUAUGGAGUUGGGCGCCCACAAGGAAGAUAACAAAAACUUAAAGUGUAAAAUGUGUUUAAAACACUUAAACAAACAUGGAAAGGCUGAAGUACUAAUACAGUGUGGUACUUGUAAUGGAAAUGUUCACCCAUCGUGUAUUGACUUGACACUAGAUAUGGUGCCUCACAUUCAAGGGUACUCCUGGCAGUGUACAGAUUGCAAGACAUGUGAUCAAUGCCAUAAUCCUGCAGAUGAAGAUAAAAUGCUCUUCUGUGACAUGUGCGAUCGAGGAUAUCAUAUUUAUUGUGUGGGUCUGAGGCGAGUACCGCAAGGGCGAUGGCAUUGUCGAGAAUGUGCUGUUUGUGCAAGCUGUGGACUGCGAACACCUGGAGGAGCAAAUUCAGACAGGAAUAGCGUUGCACAAUGGCAACACGAAUACAAAAAAGGCGAGAGAAACACACGUGUCUAUGUUUCCACACUAUGCGUUCCAUGCUCAAAGCUGUGGCGAAAAGGCCGUUACUGCCCACAUUGCAGCCGCUGUCACAGCGCCCAACGACUCGACCUGGAACCGAAUCUAGUCCAUUGCGGCGCGUGUGACAAAUAUCUGCACUUAGGAUGCGUGGAAAUCAAGUAUGGAACAAUUGACAGAAAAAAUUAUAUUUGCGAAUGCUGCAGUACACCUACUCAACAAUCGACGAGGUCCUUAAUAUCAAAAAGUUUCAAGACAUAAGUUAUACGUAAAGUAUUGAAACAUUUUGAAGUAAUUACAUGUGUAAGAAAGACUGUUAACUCUAUUACGAUAAUACUUUUUCCUUCUGUUUUAAAGUGUUGUAGUGAAAUAAGACUUGGUCCAUACUUUAUAUCAAAAAUUUCUUGCCUAUGAUUGCUCUUCGCUGAUUUGUAAUCAGUUUAUAAUACGAUGCUAGUAAACUACCAACACACGAUUAAACAAUACAAAUCUAUUCAAUUUGCGUUCGUCGACGGUUCAUUUGUAAGCAUAUAGAGUUUGAUAUUCGCCAAUGCGUUCAUGAUCAUGGUAUACGGACGCGUUAUCGGUGAAAUCAUCUUAUCAGUUUCAGUCCUAUAUUCAUACAUUGAGAAAAGAUAAGGGCUUGCGAUUUUUCUUGUACUUCCCAUUUAUUUUAUAUAUAUUAUAUUUGACGAAAAGUCGUCAGAGAGGUCAAAUUUACGCCUAUCGCCGCGUUCUGCCGCAAUUGCUUAAACAUCUGACCACGUUGCGCGAAGCUCCCACGGUGUUUCCAACUGGCCGUCGAGACUCGAUUUCGAGCGCCGCGCGGCAUCGGUCGCUUCUGAGCAACCGAAGCAAAACCACGGCCAUCAGUCCAGAAUUCAGAUCGCGUUGGUCACGUUGUUUCAAUAUAUUUCCACCAUACUCAUUUGUGAAUAAUCCACGAAGGACUGCGCGUGGUCCAGAGAAAAAAUAACUUACUGAAAUAAAAACAUCCGACGAACAUCGACGGUGAGUGCCCCGAAGCAGAAUUGAACCGCAGGAAGAUGGAUCGAGGUGACCUCCCUACAUAAAAAAUACGACAGAUCUCUGUCGGAUUCGACACAGAUCCGCUACAAAAUCCGGUGUUAUCCUCCACACGAGAGACAAGGGUAGAAGAUUGUGAACGGAUCCUAGUCGGUUUUGUCGUAAAUGAACUCGGUUUGCGGCUUGAUGACCAAAAUUUUAUUUCGGAACGUGUCCGGUUUCUAUUCCCGCGUCCCGAUGAACCUCA